Penaeus vannamei (Pacific white shrimp) is the source of this 1371-nucleotide messenger RNA. The record is from RefSeq and is a predicted model, not a curated record. NCBI's taxonomy places the organism in Eukaryota, Metazoa, Arthropoda, Malacostraca, Decapoda, Penaeidae.
UGAUUGGCCGGUGUUGCAAUCUCCUGGCCAAGCGGGAUUUAAAUGCAGGUCAGUAAGAUUAAUGUUAAAGUAACGUUACCGUUGCAUCACGUAGCUUGGUGCAUUGCAUGUUUACAUAAUGUAAUUUUCCAUGCAUAUACAUAUCAUUAUUACUUGACAUUUCAGGUCAAACCUCCAGCUACAAAAUCUGCAGCUACAAAGAAGGCCAAAGAUUUUAAUUUCAGUAUUAGCAGAGAAAAUAUCAAAUAUGGACCUCUGCGAGUACCAGUAACACCAGCCACUAAGAUUUCCCGUGGACCAGAUAUCUACAAGAUGGACACAGAUCCUCGCGGGUUUGUCUGCGUUCUGAAUUAUAACUCUUUUAAGGAUCGCCCUGACCUCAGCCUCGAAGGUGCUGACAAUGAUAUUCUAAAUUUAGAAAGCAUCUUUGGAAAAAUGGGAUAUACUGGAAACACUUACUCAAAUCUUACAGCUGAAAAAACCAAGGCAUCCCUGUCAGAUAUUAGGGAAUUAGAUAUCUUAGAUGAUGUAGGAUGCGCAGUCUUUAUAAUCUCCAGCCAUGGUAUUGGGGGAGAAAACUUCUUAACAUCUGACAUGCAGCUGCUAGAUACCAAGUGGUUGUAUUCAUCCUUUAGGGAUUCAAAGUGCCCACAACUUCAGAAUAAACCCAAACUAUUCAUUUUUGAUAUAUGCAAUGGUUACUACAGGAAUGAUGCUUUUCAAGCAAAAUCAACUGAGUUUGUUGCAGAAGAUGAGCCAUGUAAAGAUAUGGUGUGUAUUUAUUCCAGCAGCACUGGCAUGACGUCUUACACCUUUACCAAAGAUGGUACUCCAUUUAUUACAUCUCUCUGUCGUACGCUGGCUACGCAUUCACACAAUAAAGAAUUUGGAGAGUUGUACAGGACGUUCUUACUUGAUUUUAAUAGGGGUAAUCCCACUACUCUUCCUGAAAUGAGGAACCUAUCGUUUGCAAAAAAGUUUUUCUUUAACCCAUGAGCACCUUCAUUUCACAUUUUCUGAGCAAUCACAGUAUUUAUACAUAUGUGUCAUACUGGAAGGUUCCUUGCACAUAUAUUGAAGCUGUGCACCAACACCUUUGCAUCUAUAAAGUACACCAGACGUUUACAUAAAUUGUUUUGCUCCACACUGACCAAUGACAUGAAAUACUUUCCCAUUAAAACUUACAUUUUACAUACACUGAAUUUCCAAGGUCAGCAUGAAUGAAGCUUUUGCUAUGCAGAUUUACUUUGUUUUAUUAGCAUCAUGCUGAAGAUAUUUGCAUAGCAUUUUCAGCACUAUUUUGGCAGGAAAGUUUAGAAUGAAUAUUACUCUCUUGUAUUGGCUUCAUAUAUUAAUAAAUACAAUAAACUA